Scylla paramamosain (green mud crab) is the source of this 1347-nucleotide messenger RNA. Its product is annotated as dnaJ homolog subfamily A member 3, mitochondrial-like. The coding region runs from base 11 to 529 and encodes 172 amino acids. NCBI's taxonomy places the organism in Eukaryota, Metazoa, Arthropoda, Malacostraca, Decapoda, Portunidae. The transcript has 8 exons. The record is from RefSeq and is a predicted model, not a curated record.
ACAGACUCGAAUGCACAUACACAAGAUGGCGGCGCUACGAGGAAGAGGUGCCGCUAGUCUAUCCUCUUAUUUAACCUUUUUCUCUCCAACCAGGAGGUGUUUUUCUCUCCAAGUGCGCCACAUUACCUCACUCUCCUCCAGGUUUCCUCCAGCCGCGGAGAGGAGGGAGAGAAAUGGAGGGAACUUGCUCAAACUUGGAGGCGUGCACAAGGGUCUCUUCCACACCUGUGCCAAGUUACACGCCCGUGACUACUAUGAGGUCCUUGGGGUGUCGAAAAAUGCGUCGGAGAAAGAGAUCAAGAAGGCGUAUUAUAAGUUGGCGAAGAAGUAUCACCCAGAUGUUAAUAGAGACGAUCCUGCUGCCCAGAAGAAGUUCACUGAGGUUUCCGAGGCUUAUGAGGUACUCGGAGACGAAGAGAGAAGGAGGAACUACGACACGAUUGGGCGGUCCGGACAGUUCCCAGGGGGCGCAGGGGGCGGCAGGACGAGGGACAACCGGGUGGAACUACCAGACCACGAUCGACCCUGAGGAACUGUUUAGAAAGAUUUUUGGAGACUUCAGCCGAGCGGGGAUGGGCGGAAGGGGAGCGGAAGAAGAAUUUGCCGAUAAUCUUUUUGGGUUUGGAGCCGCGCAGGAGGUGACGGUGAACCUCUCAUUCCGCCAAGCGUCCCGUGGGCUCAACAAAGACGUGACCUUGAAUGUGGUUGACACCUGCCCGCGAUGUCAAGGGUCGAGGUGUGAGCCGGGCACCCAAGCAGCGCCGUGCCAGCACUGUGGGGCCACUGGCAUGGAGACUAUCACUACUGGACCGUUUGUGAUGAGGCAAACAUGUCGCUUCUGUCAUGGGACCCGCGCACACAUCAAGUUCCCAUGCGCACACUGUGAGGGCAAGGGUCAGUGUGUGCAGCGAAGAACUGUUUCCAUUCCAAUCCCAGCUGGUGUUGAAGAUGGUCAGGUCCUGAGACUAUCCGUGGGCAGGAAAGAGGUGUUCGUUCGUGUGCGGGUGACUCGAAGUGACUAUUUUAGAAGGGAUGGUCAGGAUGUACACACAGAUGCGACUAUCGGACUAUCCCAGGCACUACUAGGAGGUGCUACAAGAAUUAUGGGUGUUUAUGAGGAUUUGACGCUGGAGAUUCCCGCUGGCACCUCAUCUCACACUACCAUCAAGUUGACAGGAAAAGGGUUAAAGAAAGUCAGUUCUUACGGCUAUGGUGAUCAUUACGUCCAUGUCAAGAUCAAAAUACCCACCGAACUAACCCCAAAGCAAAAAUCUUUAAUAAUCGCACUCGCUGAACUGGAAACGAACACUCCUGGAACUGUAACUGGAAUGACUCACACAAAGCAAG